Exophiala oligosperma is the source of this 750-nucleotide messenger RNA. RefSeq lists its product as uncharacterized. Gene Ontology annotation, biological process: peptidyl-lysine dimethylation. The record is from RefSeq and is a predicted model, not a curated record. The transcript is spliced from 2 exons. Gene Ontology annotation, molecular function: protein-lysine N-methyltransferase activity. NCBI's taxonomy places the organism in Eukaryota, Fungi, Ascomycota, Eurotiomycetes, Chaetothyriales, Herpotrichiellaceae. Bases 1 to 750 code for a protein of 249 amino acids.
AUGUCGCAGAGUGAAGGAGAUGAUGAUGUUGCGUCACUAGACAUAUUCCAGGAGCCAGAGGGUUUUUAUCAACCUGAAAAGCCUGCCACAUUUACCACAUAUACCUUGAAGACUGGACAGGCCAUCGAACUUCGACUUGGCCAUCUGUUAUGGAACGCCGGACAAGUCAUUGCACGAUAUUUGGAAGAUAACUCAACGUCGAUGCUUCAGGGGAAGACGGUCUUGGAAUUGGGUGCUGGAGCAGGACUUCCAAGUCUGGUUUCGGCCAUCUUAGGGGCUGAGAAAGUUGUCGUGACAGAUUACCCAGAUCAAGAUUUGAUUGAUAAUUUGCGCUACAACAUUGAGCACUGUUCAGUCCUCGCCGACAAGUUGAAUAUUACAGCACAAGGUUUUCUCUGGGGAAGUUCUGCUGAACCGCUCAAAUCUCACCUGGAAUCUGGUCGCGGUGGAUUUGACGUGAUGAUCCUCGCCGAUAUCCUCUUCAACCACUCAGAGCACACGAAACUGUUGGCGACGCUACGUGAGUGCCUGCGAUAUAGUGCUGACUCGGUGGCUUUGGUCUUCUUCACUCCCUACCGUCCAUGGUUGCUGGAAAAAGACCUGAACUUUUUUGACCUGGCGCGUAAUGAUGGGUUCGUCGUCAAUAAGAUUCUGGAGCACACCAUGGACAAAGUCAUGUUCGAGAACGAUCCUGGUGACGAGGCCCUGCGGAGAACAGUGUUUGGCUAUGAAGUGAGAUGGCAGGUGUGA